AUGUUAUCAAAGAAAGUGAUUUUAAUCACUUUGUUGAGCAACGUUGUGACGAGCUGCUUGGCCGGUCCUACUCCCGUUACUCCUUUUGAUCUGAACAUGAAAACCACGACUCCUGGCUAUCUGGAGGGCGGUGCAAAAAGCGAAGGAACCAGCUUCGGUGAUGCUGUAAAAACGACGCCAGGCAUUCCUAGCUCGAAAUUGAAAAAACCGUGGUGCUCGCAUCCAGAUGGUAUUGUUGAUAGCAGCCAGAUAAAGAAAAGAUAUUUACUUGGUUGUAAUAGAGUUAAUGGUAAUUGUAAACCUAUUAAAUGGCCGAUCGUGAGUCUAGAUUACAAAAUCUUCAACUACCCACAGCACCAGGUCGAUCUAACGAAUGCUUCCAUCGACAAAAUAUUUGCAGAAUGCUGGAAUCUCUGGGCGAGUGCCUCAAGGAUUCUCUCUUUUCACAAGACAGAUAGCGAUAACGCAACUUUGAAGAUAGCUUUCCUUCGUGGUGAUCAUGGCGAUGGUUUUACGUUCAACCAGCCUAAAGGUGAAAGUUUGCCAUGGACAGCCUGUCAUGAAUUCGGACACGCGUUAGGUAUGAACCAUUCGGACAUAGAAGCUGCAGUGAUGUAUAAGUCUUCAAAAAAUCUACACACCCCUGUGGUCUUUGAUCAAGAUGAUAUCAAUGGCAUUCGAGAACUGUAUUCCAGUGCAAACUGA
Molecule: messenger RNA, 705 nt
Organism: Helobdella robusta
Lineage: Eukaryota; Metazoa; Annelida; Clitellata; Rhynchobdellida; Glossiphoniidae
Exons: 6
Coding region: 1-705 (234 amino acids)
Biological process (GO): extracellular matrix organization; collagen catabolic process; proteolysis
Cellular component (GO): extracellular matrix
Molecular function (GO): zinc ion binding; metalloendopeptidase activity
Source: RefSeq, a predicted model, not a curated record